Molecule: messenger RNA, 672 nt
Organism: Cornus florida
Lineage: Eukaryota; Viridiplantae; Streptophyta; Magnoliopsida; Cornales; Cornaceae
Product: germin-like protein subfamily 1 member 17
Exons: 2
Coding region: 1-672 (223 amino acids)
Cellular component (GO): cell wall
Molecular function (GO): manganese ion binding
Source: RefSeq, a predicted model, not a curated record
AUGGUGAAGACAGGCACUGAUCACUUCCUUAUAGCCGCCAUAGCCAUCUUGGCUUCUGCAAUCUCACUUUGCUCUGCCUCUGACCCUAGCCCUCUUCAAGACUUCUGUGUUGCUGUUACUGAUCCCAUGUCUGCUGUGUUCGUGAAUGGGAAGUUCUGCAAGGACCCGAAGCUCGCCAAAGCCGAGGAUUUCUUCUUUUCAGGGGUUAAUAUUCCUGGAAACACAAAUAAUAAAGUUGGAUCAAAUGUGACAACUGUAAAUGUUGAUACACUACCAGGACUCAACACACUUGGUAUAUCUUUAGUCCGCAUUGACUAUGCACCUAAAGGUCUCAAUCCACCCCACACUCACCCACGCGCAACUGAAAUCCUUGUUGUCUUGGAGGGUACCCUCUACGUUGGGUUUGUCACCUCCAAUCCUAACAACACUCUCUUCACUAAGGUCAUAAAUGCCGGAGACGUAUUUGUGUUCCCAAUUGGUCUCAUUCACUUCCAAUUUAAUGUGGGAAAGACUAAUGCAGUAGCUUUUGCUGGCCUGAGCAGCCAAAAUCCGGGGGUCAUCACCAUUGCAAACGCGGUCUUCGGAUCGAACCCUCCAAUUUCUCCUGAUGUUCUAGCCAAGGCAUUCCAAGUGGACAAGCAGAUUAUUGACAAACUUGAAUCACAGUUCUGA